AUGCCACCUUCAUCCCUAACGUCUCUGGCGAACGAAACUACCGUUCCAACAAGUUUCAUUAGGGAUGAAGAAGAGCGUUCUAAAGUGGCUUACAACAACUUCAGUGAUGACAUUCCAGUCAUAUCGUUGAAGGAUAUUGAUGAGAUUGGAACAAGAGGUGAAAUAUGUGAAAAAAUUGUAGAGGCAUGCGAAGAUUGGGGCAUUUUCCAGGUAGUUGAUCAUGGGGUAGACCCACAAUUAAUCUCACAAAUGACAAAAUUUGCUAAAGAAUUCUUCGCGUUGCCCUCUGAGGAAAAGCUUCGAUUUGACAUGUCCGGCGGUAAGAAAGGUGGUUUCAUAGUCUCUAGCCAUCUUCAGGGUGAAGUGGUCCAAGAUUGGCGUGAAAUAGUGACCUAUUUCUCAUACCCAAUUCGAGCUAGAGAUUACUCUAGAUGGCCAGACAAACCGCACGGAUGGAUAGCUGUAACUGAGAAGUACAGUGAAAAGUUAAUGGAGUUGGCUUGCAAAUUAUUAGAAGUACUAUCAGAAGCAAUGGGUUUGGAGAAGGAGGCCUUAACCAAGGCAUGUGUGGAUAUGGACCAAAAAGUUGUUGUCAAUUUUUACCCAAAGUGUCCACAGCCUGAUCUUACCCUUGGGUUGAAAAGGCACACUGAUCCUGGAACCAUCACCCUCUUGUUACAAGACCAAGUUGGUGGUCUUCAAGCCACUAAAGAUAAUGGCAAAACUUGGAUCACGGUUAAGCCCAUUGAAGGCGCUUUUGUUGUUAAUCUUGGUGAUCAUGGUCAUUAUUUGAGCAACGGGAGGUUCAAGAACGCUGAUCAUCAAGCAGUGGUGAACUCGAAUAGCAGCAGAUUAUCGAUAGCCACAUUUCAGAAUCCAGCACCGGAGGCAAUAGUGUAUCCAUUAAAAAUACGAGAAGGAGAGAAGGCAGUAAUGGAUGAGCCCAUUACAUUUGCAGAAAUGUAUAGGAGGAAAAUGAGUAAGGAUCUUGAGGCUGCUAGAUUCAAAAAGCUGGCCAAGGAGCAGCAGAUACAAGCUGAAGAGGUUGCCGAAAAGGCCAAGUUGGAAUCCAUGCCCAUUGAGGAAAUUCUUGCUUAA
This is a messenger RNA of Capsicum annuum, 1098 nucleotides long. RefSeq names its product naringenin,2-oxoglutarate 3-dioxygenase. NCBI's taxonomy places the organism in Eukaryota, Viridiplantae, Streptophyta, Magnoliopsida, Solanales, Solanaceae. The record is from RefSeq and is marked provisional.